Molecule: messenger RNA, 464 nt
Organism: Pelagomonas calceolata
Lineage: Eukaryota; Pelagophyceae; Pelagomonadales; Pelagomonadaceae
Source: the annotation of a GenBank genome assembly
GAAUGUCGGCGCGGGGCUGUGUCUUCCGGGAGCCUCGAGGGUAUGUUGCCGGGGCGCUACCCGUAAACUUUUGGUGUCGGUCAACGGAUAUGAUGAAUUGUGAAUUUGUGAACCACUUCGUUUGCUCCUUUGGCUCCUUCUCGUGUUGCGUGUGCGGUGUACGUCGGAGCUCGUUGUUUGUGCGUUAGAAUUGCCAGGAUCGUCUGCGUCGUAAUUCAGCGCGUUUGGACGCGUUGGGGGGUGCUCCAAAGGAGCGUGAAAAAUUGAGACCAGUCUUGCGACUCAAUCUACUGAAUUGGUGUAGUUUUCCUGCGCACACGCGUGCGUGGGCAAAAGACAAUCAAACAGCAGACACUGCGUCAUGCAACUAGCAAUUAUUCCUCCUCAAUCGAAAUUUCACUGGACGGAAUCAUGCCCUAGCCUGUUUAAAAGUCUGACACGUUGUCAAAAACAUAAAAACACGC